This is a messenger RNA of Stylonychia lemnae, 822 nucleotides long. NCBI's taxonomy places the organism in Eukaryota, Ciliophora, Spirotrichea, Sporadotrichida, Oxytrichidae. The record is from the annotation of a GenBank genome assembly.
AUGUCAAUCAAAAAGGCUAUUUUAGACAAAAACGAUGGCAACGAUGUUGAGAAGUCCGAAUACGUAAAUUUAAUCCUCGAUGAUAUGAGCAUUGGCGACAUAAACGAAGAAGAUAAACAAUUUUUAGAGGGGUUUAAAGAAACGUAAUUCCUCUCUCUAAACUCCACACAGCUUAAAUCACUGUAAAAUUUGCCGAAACUCAUCAAGCUAGAAAGACUCGAAUUAAGUGACAAUAAAAUCGGUGCCUAUUCAGACUCAAUGCUACGCCUAGUUCCAGAACUAUAUGAAAAUUUAAGAGUACUCAAAUUAUCAAACAAUUAGAUCAAGACAUUUGAAGAGAUAACUGAUCUUUCCAAAUGCGAAAAAUUAGAAUCUUUGGAUUUAUCGAAUAACCCAAUUGUAGUAGAAUUAGGCGAGGAAUACACUAAGAAAAUAAGAGAAUUGCUCCCGAAGUUAGAGAUCCUUGAUGGCUUUAAUAAAGAAGGACUAGAAGUAGUUAGUGAAGAUGAGAGCGAUGAGGAUGAUGAGGAUGAAGAAGGAGAAGAGGGAGAAGACGAUGAAGAAGGAGAUGAUGAAGAAGAGGAAGGAGAAGAUGGCGAGGAAGGUGAUGAUGAUGGAGAAGAAGGAGAAGAAGAAAUGGACGAAGAAGAGGAAGGUGAAGAAUAAGAAGGAAUACCCUUAGAAGGUGACUAAUAAAUGGUUGGAAAGAAAAGGAAAGCCAGUGAAAAAGUAUCAGCUGGUGGAAUAACUGCUGACUCAGAAUUAGAUGGAAGUGGCAAAGAUGCUACAAAGAAAAGAGUGAAUGUUGAACCUACCCCAUGA